Sarcophilus harrisii (Tasmanian devil) is the source of this 945-nucleotide messenger RNA. RefSeq names its product olfactory receptor 1009-like. The transcript has a single exon. Gene Ontology annotation, cellular component: membrane. Gene Ontology annotation, molecular function: odorant binding; olfactory receptor activity; G protein-coupled receptor activity. Bases 1 to 945 code for a protein of 314 amino acids. Gene Ontology annotation, biological process: sensory perception of smell; G protein-coupled receptor signaling pathway. The record is from RefSeq and is a predicted model, not a curated record. NCBI's taxonomy places the organism in Eukaryota, Metazoa, Chordata, Mammalia, Dasyuromorphia, Dasyuridae.
AUGGCCAAUGAAAACUACACCAGAGUCACUGAAUUCAUUUUCCUCGGUUUGGAAUAUUAUCCCCAGUUUCAAGUCAUCCUGUUUGUACUCUUUCUGUUUUUCUAUCUCUUUACCAUAACAGGCAACCUGGGAAUGAUCAUCUUAAUUCGUAUUGAUGCCCGCCUUCACAGUCCCAUGUAUUUUUUCCUCAGCCACUUAUCAUUUGUGGACAUCAGUUUUUCUUCUGUGGUGGGCCCUAAGAUGUUGAGAGACUUCUUUGAAGAGAGAAAGACCAUCUCAUUCCUGGGCUGCGCCUUGCAGCAGUGGUUCUUUGGUUUUUUUGUGGCCACUGAGUGCUUUCUCUUGGCGUCCAUGGCCUAUGACCGCUAUGUGGCAAUCUGUAACCCUCUGCUUUACUCUGUGGCCAUGUCCCAGAGACUCUGCAUCCAGCUGGUGGUUGGUCCCUACACUGUUGGAUUCAUGAACACUAUGACACACACUACAGCUACUUUCCGUCUUCCCUUCUGUGGCCCUAAUGUCAUCAAUCACUUCUUCUGUGACAUAUCUCCUCUGCUGUCCCUUGUAUGUGCUGAUACCAGCCUUAAUAAAUUGUUAGUUUUCAUUGUUGCUGGAGCUGUUGGAGUAUUCAGUGGUCUGACCAUCCUUGUUUCCUAUAUCUACAUCCUCACAGCCAUCCUCAGGAUCCGGUCUGCAGAAGGGAGACGGAAAGCCUUCUCUACCUGUUCUUCCCACCUUACUGCUGUCGCCAUCUUGUAUGGGACCCUCUUUUUCAUCUAUGUGAGACCUGGUGCAAUUUUCUCUCUGGAUCUUAACAAAGUUGUCUCUGUGUUUUAUACUGCAGUAAUCCCCAUGUUGAAUCCUCUCAUUUAUAGCCUGAGGAACAAGGAGGUCAAAGAUGCCUUCCACAGAACACUUGCUAAAAGAAAGUUUUGUAUCAGCAAUUAA